GAUGGCAUUUGAAUGAAGGAAGGGAAUGGGCCACAAGGCAGUCUUGGGGAAGGCCAUCCCAGGCUGAGAGGAGAGCACGCACACAGUCACUGAGGUGGGGUCCAGGCGUGGGCUGCCAUGGAUACCGUGUCCCUGGAGCAUCAGAUCCAGAGCGUGCAACGCCACAUCAGCUUCCUGAAAAAGGAGCAGAUGGCCCUGCUGCGAGACCUGCACCUGGAAAUCCUGAGGCUCCAGAAACGCUGCUCAGAACUGACCCAUGACCUGGAGAUGAGAGAGGCCCAGUCUCACCAGCAAGAGGAGGCGUCCCGGGAGCUGGAGAGCAAGUGCCGCGCGCUGGAGUCGCAGCUGGCGGCGCGGACCGCGGCCAACGCCGAGCUGCGGCGGGAGGUGGCGCAGCGGGAGGCGCUGGUGUCGGCGCUGCGCUGCAGCCUGCGCUCCGAGGAGCGCCGCUUCCUGGAGGAGCUGCGUCGCCGCAGCCACCGUGCCACCCCGCCGCCCCAGGAGCCCCCGGACCAGGGCGGCGCGCAGCCCAACGCGCCCAGCCCGCCCGGAGCGCCCGGGGACCCGGAGUAG
Molecule: messenger RNA, 573 nt
Organism: Chinchilla lanigera (long-tailed chinchilla)
Lineage: Eukaryota; Metazoa; Chordata; Mammalia; Rodentia; Chinchillidae
Product: coiled-coil domain-containing protein 92
Exons: 5
Coding region: 118-573 (151 amino acids)
Source: RefSeq, a predicted model, not a curated record